This is a messenger RNA of Nematostella vectensis (starlet sea anemone), 2244 nucleotides long. RefSeq names its product alpha-centractin. Lineage: Eukaryota; Metazoa; Cnidaria; Anthozoa; Actiniaria; Edwardsiidae. The transcript is spliced from 17 exons. The record is from RefSeq and is a predicted model, not a curated record. Bases 121 to 1251 code for a protein of 376 amino acids.
AUGCGAUUGGUUAUUCUUGGUCACAUGGUACACCUUCUCUGCCCAAACUCGGGGUUACUGCUUCUCUCCAUGGUCUACUUCGAAUUUUAGCAAAAAAAAACACACAUUUUCAACACAGCUAUGGAUCAAUUUGAUGUCAUUGCCAAUCAACCGAUAGUUAUAGAUAAUGGCUCUGGAGUCAUCAAGGCAGGGUUUGCCGGAGAUCAAGUCCCGAAAUACCAUUUUGCGAAUUUUGUUGGGCGGCCUAAGCACGUCAGGGUUAUGGCAGGUGCUCUAGAAGGAGAUGUAUUCAUUGGACCUAAAGCUGAGGAACACAGAGGUCUUCUGAACAUCAGAUACCCGAUGGAGCAUGGUGUGAUACGAGACUGGAAUGACAUGGAAAGGAUAUGGCAAUAUAUUUAUUCUAAAGACCAGCUACAGACUUUUUCAGAAGAGCAUCCCGUUCUAUUGACAGAGGCACCCUUAAACCCAAGACGCAACAGAGAAAAGGCAGCCGAGGUGUUUUUUGAGACAUUCAAUGUUCCUGCCCUCUUCAUAUCAAUGCAAGCUGUUCUGAGUCUGUAUGCCACAGGACGUACUACCGGAGUAGUACUAGACGCUGGUGACGGCGUAUCACACUCUGUGCCAAUCUAUGAGGGCUUUGCUAUGCCACAUUCUAUCAUGAGAACAGAUAUUGCAGGAAGGGAUGUUUCAAGAUACCUACGCCUUCUUUUGAGGAAAGAGGGCCAUUGUUUCCAUUCCUCUUCCGAACUUGAAAUUGUUAGGACCAUUAAAGAGAGAGCUUGCUAUCUAGCUUUAAAUCCACAAAAAGAGGAGUCAAUGGAAUCUGAAAGACAACAGUAUGCUCUUCCAGAUGGAAGUAUUAUUGAGAUUGGUCAAGCCCGCUUUAGGGCACCAGAGCUGCUCUUCAGGCCAGACUUGAUUGGAGAUGAGAGUGAAGGCAUACACGAGGUUCUUGCAUUUGCAAUACAGAAGUCAGAUUUAGACCUGAGACGAGUGUUGUAUUCUAACAUUGUGCUCUCUGGUGGCUCAACACUAUUCAAAGGAUUUGGGGACCGUCUUCUGAGUGAGGUGAAGAAACUGGCACCCAAGGAUAUAAAAAUAAGAAUCUCAGCACCUCAAGAAAGAUUAUACUCUACUUGGAUAGGUGGUUCCAUUCUUGCUUCCUUGGACACAUUCAAGAAGAUGUGGGUGUCGAAAAAGGAAUAUGACGAAGAGGGCGCACGAGCAGUGCAUAGAAAGACUUUCUAGAGAUCAUAUAUGGUAAACUAGUGUCUCCAUACAAAAGAGACGUGCUUAGGCAACUACUUUACAUAUAAGAGUAUCUGUUUGUCCAAGAACUGCCAUUCUGAAGCUUAUAAUAUUCUGGGAACUUGUCUUAACAAGGUGUUAUACCUUAUGGGACCUAUCAAUGGAAAAUGAGUGGGAUUGAGAACUUCAUUUACAGAAGCCAAUAUCAUGAUUUCCCUGAUAGUUUUAUUAUCCCAGAGUUGAUAGUAUAGUUAGAUGGCUGUGAAAUUUCCAGGUCUAAGGGUUAGGAAAAAAAUCCUGUAUCACAAGGGUACUUAAAGUGAGUCACAGCAAUUUCAUAACAGGACGAGGCAUGUGGCAUGCCCAUUUUGAGAUGCCCCGAUCCUUGCCCUGGGGCUAUUGGCCAAUACUUAGAUGAUACAAGAGAACGCUCUCAAGACAAACCUUUGUGCUUAAUAGUCAAGGUAGAUAUAUAAUAAUUCGAACGGAGUGAAACAUAUCGUUAGCUUCUUUUAUUAUGUUAUGGUCUAAACCAGGGUGGGGCCUCAAAAUGAAGUAAAAAACAGUGAACAGCCGGUGGUAUUGUACUAAGGUUACACUUAUGUAUGGUACUUAGGGACGGCCCCCAGAUUCCCUGAUGGGAGCAUAAAAAACAACAUAAGGUAAAUUUGUGGAUUUUAGCUCCAACACAUUUUGUCUAAAAUUCUCUUGCGGGUGUGUUUUACCCAGCCAUAUCCCUCCUUACCACUAAAGCACUUCCCUGUUCACUAAUGAGAUAAAGGGGCUGUAGGCCCUGACCUGGUCACACCUGGUGUUCAUUUUAAUACUUCCCACAUUUCGGGUAUCACUUUUUGACCGUAUUUACCCAAGUUGAGAAGUGCUCUCUAAUGGUUUCCCAUCUUAGGCUUGCAAAAAGGGAUGGUCUUAGGAGUGUAAAUUAUUGAUAUUUAAUACAAGCGUAAACAAUAUGAUAAUAAAGCGGUACGAAGUGGA